Galendromus occidentalis (western predatory mite) is the source of this 2073-nucleotide messenger RNA. RefSeq names its product aarF domain containing kinase 1 (gene Adck1). The transcript is spliced from 3 exons. The record is from RefSeq and is a predicted model, not a curated record. The coding region runs from base 318 to 1829 and encodes 503 amino acids. Gene Ontology annotation, cellular component: mitochondrial inner membrane. Gene Ontology annotation, biological process: mitochondrion organization; protein phosphorylation; lipid homeostasis. Gene Ontology annotation, molecular function: ATP binding; protein kinase activity. NCBI's taxonomy places the organism in Eukaryota, Metazoa, Arthropoda, Arachnida, Mesostigmata, Phytoseiidae.
GAAUCGUGCCUCUGAAGCUCAUUCUCUUGUGAGUUAUGAAGCCUGCUCCGAGUAUUGUGAGAAAGUUUGCUUAUCGUGGUGGGGAGAUCCGUGCAGAAAUGGGGGCGUGCCGGGUUGUAUGAUGAACUAGGGAUGCAUUUGCGCAUUCUCCCGAAUUUAUACACACCGCUCAUGCCUCCACAUCAGCUCCGAUCGAGAGGAUUCCACCGGAUCAGAGACGGAGCUCCAUAUCGAGUGAGAUUGUGCUGGUUAUCGAGCUGACUGAACCAUUUUCGCAGGUGACACAGAAACCGCUGUCAGAAGCCUCGAACUCCGCGAUGCUGAGACGAGCCACGAAACUAGCGUGCCUCGGAGCGGCUGCCGGAGGAACCUACCUGUCUUUCCAGCACAAUGAUCUUAAGCAUUUGGCGGUGUGUAGGGUCUCUCGAUCGAUGUUCACGGUCGGGGGCAUCGUUGCCGACUACAAAACGUCUCUAUCGAGGGUAGAAGAGACGGCUCCGAACUACUCUGAAAUUCGACAUGGAUUCCAUCAGAGGAGUGCAGAGCGACUCUUGAAGCUUUGUUGUGAGAAUGGUGGUUGUUAUAUCAAAGUCGGUCAACACGUUGCAGCGUUGGAAUUCUUGCUGCCUGAGGAGUACAUCACUACUCUGAAAGUACUUCACGCAAACGCACCUCAGUCCUCAUUAGAGUCUGUGAAGAGAGUUCUCUCAGAAGAGUUGGGUCGUCCCUAUGAGGAAGUAUUCGAUGACUUUGACGAAAAGCCGAUUGGUUGCGCCUCCUUGGCUCAAGUGCACAAGGCCAAGUUGCGAAAUGGAGAUACCGUAGCCGUCAAAGUGCAGCACAACAAUGUUUAUAGAAAUUCGUUCACCGACAUGACGGUUAUGGAGGGAUUGGGUCGACUCGUAGAUAAACUAUUCCCCGAGUUUUCUCUGCUGUGGUUGGUGGACGAGACGAAGAUCAAUCUACCGAAAGAACUCGAUUUUGUGAAUGAGGCCAACAACUGCGACAAGGUUAGAGGCCUUCUGAAGUCAUUGCCAUGGGUUCGUGUCCCGAGGAUACGACGCGACUUGACCACGAAACGAGUUCUCGUCAUGGACUACGAAGAUGGCGGUUUUGUAAACGAUAAAGAGUACCUGAUCCGCAACAAAAUCUCUCCUAUAACAGUCGCGCAGCGUUUAGGGAAACUCUACUCGGAGAUGAUUUUCGUUAACGGAUUCGUUCACUGUGAUCCUCAUCCCGGCAACAUACUUGUUGACAGUCAGGGUGACUUGAUUCUCCUCGACCACGGUCUCUAUUCUCAGCUUUCUGAUAGGUUCCGACUGCAGUACACCAACAUGUGGUUGGCUCUCAUUCGACGAGACAUACCGGCAGUUGAGCGGAUUGCGGUCGAGAUGGAAGUCCCGGCUUACCUCACGAAAAUUCUCGCAAGCAUUCUCACUGGACGUCGUUGGAAGUCAAUCGAGGUCGGUGAAAUCGCGAAGAGUAACACGGACGCCGAAGCAAAAGAGAUCAAGGCCUGGGCUUCGGAACACGUGGAUCUCAUUAAUGCUGUCCUUCAGAAGGUUCCUCGAGAGAUGCUGCUGCUUUUCAAAACAAAUGACCUGAUCAGGGGUAUUGAGAGCUCAUUGGGUGUCAGUCGGAUGGCAAAGUCUUUUGUAACCAUGUCUCAAUGCUGUGUGAGAGCCGUUUAUGGAGAGAAGCUCAAGAACUCUGGUCGGGUGUCCCGGGUGACCCUGAAUUUUGCCAAAUGGCUAUCACUCCUCAAAAUCUCGGUCCAGCAAUGGUUCUUGUGGAUGACGGUCGUCGUCUCCGACAGGUUCCGAUUGUAGGGUCGACGUGCAGCCGGUUCAAGCUCAUUCGGAGCCCGAGAUAUAUAUUUAUAACUUGCGUAGGUUCUCAGUGUGGCCUAGAUCGCUCCCAGCUGAUUUCACCCAGAUCGAAGCCCUUUCAUGUUGAUGAAUCAGUUGGUUGUAAGGUCAGUGAUCGGAUCUUUAUUUGUGAUCUAGCAGGUAUUUUUGUAUGACACGAAUUAGCGGGUGAUUUCUUAUCUAAUAAAUUACCCGGUACAAAAUU